CCCAUUAGCAGAAAAUGAAGAAACUGUGGUAUUUUCGGUAAGUCGUCGCCGUCCGGCAACAGUAUUGCGAAACAUUUCGCAGACGGCAGGCAUGCGCGCAAAUUGCGCUUCCUCUUGGCGGUGGCGAGUUGCUGCAGUACAAGGGGUGCUUACGGGGGUUGCAGACCUGAACGCAGCGGCGGAUCAAUGUUUUCAGUUUUAUUGUUGGUGAUUCACUAAUUGCAAGUGACCAAUGCACGGCGAUUAAGUCCCCGCAUCGCGUAGAUAUCCGCUCGUCUCUACGAGCUAUGGAAGAAAUUCUUCUUGAAGGCAAAAACUUCAAGCUGGUCAAUGAAUCAGAGCUACCAGAUAUCAUUAAUAUAUUAGCAACAUAUUUACCAGAUUCUAUAAAAUUCCAUCAAACACUAAAAACUUUUUUAAAUGAUCGGGUUUGGGAUUUUCAUUUUUAUGUCAGCAAGUCGUGGCCUGACGAGCCAGUCAUAUUACAUUUUCCGGGGAUGACACUAACACCAAAUGGAAAAACUUAUGAAAGCUUUAGCGUUUUCUGUCCAUGUGAUAAAUUAGAAUGUUUAAAAUUAUUAGAAGAAGAAGACGUACUAAUCAACUGGAAAGAACCAAUAUACUUAAAUUUUACACAUAAUUUAAUAAUGGCAAAAAUAGAAGAUUUUUAUCAAGAUAUAGGGAUAGUAGAGAAACAAUAUGGAGAUAUUUAUAUAUUAUCAGAUCAAAAACAUGACGAGAAGGAGGAUAUUCUAGCCGACAAUGCGGAGAUAAUUCAACUGCAGGAAGAGAAUGUUCCGAUGAUCUAUGAUUUGUAUCCGGCCAAUCAGUUGGAAACCAUAGAUGUCUUCAAGAAAUUGGUAGAAAAAUUGCCCUGCUACGGCAUAUUUUCGUCGUCCGGUGAACUCGCCGCUUGGAUGGUUCAGUCAUAUUACGGAGCGAUGUUUUCAAUGCAGACACGUUCUGAAUAUAGACGCAAGGGCUACGGAAUGAUCCUGGCCAAGUAUUUGACGAAGGUGGUGCGCGACAGGGGUUACAUCCCCUAUGUGGUGAUCCGUCCUGAGAACGACGCCUCCAAGGGUCUCUAUAGCAAGUUGGGCUUCAAGAGACACUUCCAAACGAUCCGAGCGAUUCUGCGGCCUUACAAUGUAGAAAUUUAACAAUGGACAAAGAGGGAUAGCUUCCAGAAUUACGUUCGAAUGUAUUUUUCAAAACUGUUUUAUGUACUUCCGCUUAUAAGAGCACAGUAUACAUUUUUUUUUUUAUUUGAGAAUGUGAAACUUCGUGAGACCUCAUUAACAUCAAUAGGUAUUCCUUAGUACAAACGUUAUUCCAAUUGCCAUCAUCAAUUAGAAGUAAUACUUGUAAUGAACUAUUGGGUUGGUGAAGUCUUCCGAUAAUUAUUAAGUGUUUUUAGUUCAUUUCUACGCAUUCAAACGAUUAUAUGAUAACGGUGUUAUAUACAAAUUUGUGAAUUGGUUUAGAGAAUAUAUUUAUUUCUAUAAUAAAUUUUACCAACCACAUAACAACGGUAAAAAAAAUUGAACUUUUAUUAUAUCUGACUUUUUCAAAUUAGCUGUUAUCAUCAGGAAUUUCAAUUAUAUGAAAAUAUGUUAUUUAUUUUAUAUUUUGUUGUCAUCAAGUACUAGGAAUUGUAUUUUUUAUAAUGUACUGCUGUUGUUGACAUUCAGUCCCAUAAAACACAUUUAUUGAAAAUAUUGCUGCUACGAAAUUUUAACGCUCGCAGCCACUUUGUGUUCCUUUCCUUAAAAAAUUAGACCCCUUGCAUUUAUUGCCAUUAAAAAAUUGCAAAUCUAUAAUAUAGUAUUAUUAUAAUACCC
Aethina tumida (small hive beetle) is the source of this 1841-nucleotide messenger RNA. RefSeq lists its product as uncharacterized. Bases 288 to 1160 code for a protein of 290 amino acids. The transcript has 5 exons. Lineage: Eukaryota; Metazoa; Arthropoda; Insecta; Coleoptera; Nitidulidae. Gene Ontology annotation, molecular function: acyltransferase activity, transferring groups other than amino-acyl groups. The record is from RefSeq and is a predicted model, not a curated record.